Messenger RNA from Adineta ricciae, 1278 nucleotides. NCBI's taxonomy places the organism in Eukaryota, Metazoa, Rotifera, Eurotatoria, Adinetida, Adinetidae. The record is from the annotation of a GenBank genome assembly.
AUGUCACAUAUUGAAGAAGAAUUUGAGGAAAUCGAACGAAAUCAUGGAUGGAAUAUGUUAUUUCGAAAACUUGCCAAUGAUCAUGGUGUUCGAACAUUAGAGAAGAAGAAUAACAUUGCUUUGUUAAAUGUCAAUCGAGGACUCAAUCGAUUUCGUGAUGUUCUACCAUAUGAUGACACGCGUGUUCGUCUUCAACAUGGACCAAACGAUUAUAUCAAUGCAAAUUUUGUCGAGGUGCCUUGGGCUAAUCGAAAGUAUAUCCUUACACAAGGUCCACUUCCAUCCACCUCAGAACAUUUCUGGCAAAUGGUUUGGGAGCAAAAUAGUCGUGUCAUUGUGAUGCUAACGCGUCUAAUUGAAAAAGAAUGUAACAAAUGCUGGCUUUAUUAUCCGGAUUAUGAAAAUGAUAGUGAAUUGUUAUACGAUGCUGUUGAUUUAAAAGUGACAUUUGUAUCUGAAAGACAGGAGGAAUAUUAUACACAGCGAAAAUUUGAAUUAACAAACAUUUUAACAGGAGAAACCCGUCCAAUAAUCCAUUGGUCAGAUUUUGAAUGGCCAGAUCAUGGCGCACCGAAUAGUCCCGAGCCAUUUCUUCAGUUGUUAUGUGAUGUUCGUCAAUCUGGUGCCUUUGAUUCUCGUUUCGGUGCACCGAUUCUCCAUUGUAGUGCUGGCAUUGGUCGAUCUGGAACAUUUGUUCUCGUUGAUAGCGUUCUAAAAAUGAUUGCGCAUUCAGAUAACCCGAAUGAUAUCUCGUUAGUCGAAGUUCUCGCUCAUAUCCGCACUCAGCGUCAUGGGCUUAUUCAAACGGCUGAGCAAUUGAGAUUUUCAUAUAUGGCUAUUGCUGCUGGUUUGAAAGAACUUGAUGAACUUGAACAAUGUGAAGGUCCAUUCAAUGAAAGUGACUUUGAUGAAUUAAGUGAAAGUGAUAAUGAUAAUGAUUCGAAACUAAGUAAAAGUCUCGAGGAUAUUAAUUCGGAAUUACAAAAACGUGCUGAUAAUUCUCAACCGUUGUCAACAGCGAAUGAUGUUGAAACAUCGCUUCGUCUUCGUCAAGAACGUUUAAAACGCAAUGAAGCCUUGGAGAAGAAAGUGAAUGAAAUGAAAGCGAAACUACAUGAGCAAUCUCCAUCUUCGCAUUUAAAUGAUGGGAAAAAUAUGUCGAUAUUGAGCGUUCUUUUGACAAAAUAUCGCCGUCCAAUUUUCUUUGGUUUGAUUACAUUGGUGACUGGCUCCUUUUUUUUAUACAAAUUUACUAAGAGUAAUGAUCGAACACAAUAA